AUGGCAGAUGUGGAUUUAAGCGAGGCAGAGAAGACUUUCAUUCUACACGGGAUUCAGGACAACUUUCGUGAAGAUGGUCGGGGGUGUGAAGAUUUCCGUCAUAUGGAAGUAGAGACUGGCCUUAUAUCAAACACGAAUGGAUCCGCUCGUGUAAGAUUGGCAAGCACAGAUGUUUUGGUUGGAGUUAAAGUUCAGCUGACCCCGGUCAACCCUAAGAAACCAGAAGUUGGUCGACUUGAUUUCUUUCUUGACUGUUCAGCAAAUGCAACACCGGCCUUUGAAGGACGAGGCGGGGAGGAGUUAGCUUCAGAGAUCACUGCAAUGCUGUCAAGAGCCUACAAUUCACCAGGUGUCAUUGAUUUCACAUCAUUGUGUGUUCUUCCUGGUCAGCAGUGUUGGUUGUUGUAUGUUGAUAUUCUGUUGCUAGAGUGUGGAGGCAACUUAUUUGAUGCAGUAUCUAUUGGAGUAAAGGCAGCACUUUUUAAUUUACAAAUUCCUAAUGUUACAAUGACCAGAGAUGAAGGAGGAAUUGAACUGGAUGUUUCUGAUGAUCCUUUUGAUUUCAAAAGGCUUGAUGUGACAGGGGCUCCAGUUAUUGUAACUGUUAACAAGAUUGGACGCUGCCAUGUUGUCGAUGCUAGCGAGAAAGAAGAAGCAUGUUCUUUGGCCAGAAUACUGCUGGGUGUCACAGAAAGCGGCACCAUAACAGCCAUGAGGAAAGAAGGAGCUGGAAGUUUGGACAUUGACAGUGUGUCAGACAUGACUGAU
Molecule: messenger RNA, 768 nt
Organism: Candidula unifasciata
Lineage: Eukaryota; Metazoa; Mollusca; Gastropoda; Stylommatophora; Geomitridae
Source: the annotation of a GenBank genome assembly